GCGCGGUGCCCCAGAGCCCCGGCUUCUGGAAGGCGCUCGGCCUGCUCUUGGGGCCGAGAAGCAGGGCGGGGAGGCGCGGGGUCUGGAGUCUGCAGGACCUGGCUGCGAAUCCAACCAGCUGAUUUCAAACUUUGCUGUGAUCUGCAAGUUAACUAAGUCUCAGUUCCUCGUUUGCGAAAUGUACUUAAUAGGCACCCCAGGGUGAACUAAAUUUGUCCGCAUAGACUGCAGCACUGUGCUUGAGAGGCGCCUUAGUGGGUAGGAGUCACUAAUAUCACUGAGUUUUGAUAGAAAUGAAGGUGCAUUGGCAAAGGUGUGCCCCAUGGCCGGGCAGGUUAGGAGGAGGGCCUGCUAAUAUUUUUUCUUAAAUUGUAAACAGCCAUCUGGAUGAGCAAUACAUUAUCAAAUUAUGAUUCAGAGAGGACUAUCACUGACUACUCUUUUUUGGGCAAACCUCCGCUUCAGGAGCUUCUGGCUUGAUUCCUAAGUGGAAGGUAGAGACCUAGGCCCUCUGAGUCACAACUCCAUCUCUCUGGGUGAGGACUGAGUUCCAGGACUGCUGAGUGGAGGCAGAACAACUGGGAUAGGGAAAAGAGAGGCCAAACUAGAUCAGAGGCUGGCGUGGGCUUCAGAAUCUACAAACUGGCACAGUUAUGCCUCCGGGCCCCUAUUGCUGCUUCACGUUUGACCAAUCAAAAGUAGCUUAAGGGCAGCGUGUUGGCCAAUGAGACUUUAUUGUGAAAUAAAAUGCCCUCAGUUUCAUGUAACUGAGCCACCAUAGAGGAGUGGAGAAAUCGAGUUGGCCAGAUGAGGGAGAGGCCAUUAAGAGGUAUUUUAGGGAUUGAAUGGGCUGGGCACCCCGAAGACAGUGGCAUUUGGGGUGGUAAUAAGAAAGAACAUUAGGGGCCUCCGCCUCCUUCCUGCCUUUCCUCCUGUGCUGCGUCAGUCAGCACAGAGGCUGCAGGAGGUAUCUCUGGUUGGCUUUGGCUGCCUGUGGGGGGCACCAGCUUUGGGGAGGUCAGAGGGCUCUCUCCUGAGCUGCUCUCCUGCCCACAAUCACACCUGCCUGAUGCCUGUGAAUGGCUGUCUGAGUCUCCUGGGCCUUGGUCACUUCUGGCCUGCCCUGCACCGACCAGUAACUGUGCCUGAUGACUGGAGGUAUUGGAAUUCACUGGACUUUAUUGUUCUUUGUAGGAAUCAAAGAUCAGCUCCCACUGAGGACAAAUGGACCUGUAAUUCCGGGUGUGACGAGAGAACGAGAUUUACCUUCCUGAAUUAAAAAACAGGUCAUUAAGCUUGGGCCCUGACUCUUCUUUGUGAGAAGGUACAGAGAUGGAAUCCUUACAAUCUGAGACUAAAACGAGGGUCCUUCCCUCAUGGCUGACAGCCCAGGUGGCUACAAAGAAUGUUGCACCAAUGAAGGCCCCCAAGAGGAUGAGAAUGGCAGCAGUGCCAGUGGCAACAGCAAGACUCCCUGUGACAAGGACUGUGUACUGCAUGAAUGAGGCCGAGAUAGUCGAUGUUGCUCUGGGAAUCCUGAUUGAGAGCCGCAAACAGGAAAAGGCCUGCGAGCAGCCGGCCCUGGUGGGGGCUGAUAACCCAGAGCACUCCCCUCCCUGCUCCGUGUCACCUCACACAAGUUCUGGGAGCAGCAGUGAGGAAGAGGACAGUGGGAACGAGGCACUGGCUCCAGGCCUCAGCCCUUCCCAGAGGCCGGCGGGUUCCAACUCUGCCUGCAGCAGGAGCCCUGAGGAGGAGGAGGAAGAGGAUGUGUUGAAAUACGUCCGGGAGAUCUUUUUCAGCUAGGGCAUAAACUCUGCACUGAACUGUCUGCCGAGAGCAGCUGGAGGACAGCUGAGCUUCCACUGGUGCUGCUGGGCCGCCCGCCUGUGGGAAUGGGGCUCUCUGUGCUCCUGCCUUUUUGCCUUCUUGGGCCUGGCAGAUUCACCUCAGGCCAGAAGCCCCUGGACACUGCAGGCCUUGGGGCUGCCGUUCUGAGUGUGCGGAAGGCAGGACUCAAAAUGAGAUCCCAUUCGACUCAGUCUGUAUGUACUGUGCCCUCUCCCGGCUCUGAGGCUCUGGAAUCCCAAUUAGUUAGUCAGUGACCAGUGUGUUAGUCAGUGACCAGGUUCCAGGGAAAGUGAUGUCAUUUGGUGGUCCAACUUACUGGAACCAAAGAGACAGUACUUUUCAAAGAAAAGGAUCACUGCCAGGUGCACUGGAAUUGCUACAGUUUAGUCCACAUGAUCUCUCUUGAAGGAGGAAGCCUGUUUCAAAAAUAGUUUCCAUCAUGAGUCUAUCAAUGAGAUCCCACCUCUCCAGCCAGCCUAGAAAGCAAACGAGCUGCCCACAGUUAUCUGCCCUGUCUGGGAGGUUGAGGCCACAGUGUAUAGACUGGUAAGCCAGACAGGCCUCCUCCCACAAGCUGCUAUCUUGCUUUCACCUGUACCUUGGUCCCCGGGCAGCUAGCUAUAAGGCAAGAGGGACAGGAGCCCAGAAGAGACACUGAGGACAAGAGAUCACACCAGAGUACAUGUUUCUGCCUUUGUUUUCGUUGUGGCUUUGGACAGGAAUAGAUGAGUAAAUCACUUGCCACACAGGUUUUCAAAUACACAGGUGCUGGAAAAUACACACAGUUCCCCAAUGUGUAA
Nomascus leucogenys (northern white-cheeked gibbon) is the source of this 2651-nucleotide messenger RNA. RefSeq names its product cell cycle regulator of NHEJ (gene CYREN). The record is from RefSeq and is a predicted model, not a curated record. The coding region runs from base 1333 to 1806 and encodes 157 amino acids. Gene Ontology annotation, cellular component: nucleus; cytoplasm. Lineage: Eukaryota; Metazoa; Chordata; Mammalia; Primates; Hylobatidae. Gene Ontology annotation, biological process: double-strand break repair via nonhomologous end joining; negative regulation of double-strand break repair via nonhomologous end joining. The transcript has 4 exons.